AUGUCGGCCGCUCCCGCUCCUCCCGCUCCUGAGACACAGUCGACCUCAAAACCAUCUGCAACAAGCGAUGCAACGCCGACGCAUCCCAACACUCCCAUGGCCAACUCCGCUGCCGUCCUACCCACGCCAGAGCUCCGUUUAAACGGCCGGCGCGCUUCCCAUGCCAGCCUGCACGCCGCCGCCCGCGGAGACGACGAUUGGGGUUCCAACUUUUGGGUCACCCUAGUGGACCCGCAGUCCCAAGUAUCCUUCUACGCGUGUCCUGCGACCGGAGACGUCAGUUGGGACCCGCCUGUGGGGAACUUCCUCCUACCUCCCAGUCCCGAUGGCGAGUGGUGGGAGAUGUUCGACGAGGCGAGCGGCUUGCCCUACUACUACCACACAAAGUCCGGGGAGACAGUUUGGGAGCGCCCAGAUGACGCUUUCGUUAUUCCACUCGGCGUCCUGCAAAACACCGCCCUUACACGCCGACUGUCCAUCACGAAUCGUAUGUCAGUUGUUGGCGAGAUGAAGGCGGUAUUCAAGUCUUCCGGGGAGCGCACACCCUACCGGCGAUCACGUUCUUAUGUUGAUGAGCAAGAAUCCCCUCACCACGGUAGUCCAGCACAGGCUCGUCGCUCGCAGUCAUCAACACGAGGUACCCCAACACGGACCCACCAAACACCACCGAGCCCCACCUCUCCUUCGAAUCGGAACGGAACGCAAGGGAAGCGGCCGAGUCGCAAGUCGACAUCGAGCGCCGACCACAUGCAACAAGGAUCCCAGGGCCCAAUCUCUUUCGACGGCGGACAUCCCCUCACGCCCAUCCCCGGCUCGCCGUAUCACUCCGAUGCAUCCGUGUCUCGCUCUGUACGGGAUCGUCGACAUCAUGGAUCUGCACCAACUACACCCCAGCAGAAGGAUAUGCCCAAGCCCAAGAAGGAUAGUCCUCCCCGAAAGAGCUCAACAGACGAACCGACUCUGCAUCGAUCCCGCUCCAAGUCGUCCUCGUACAUGGAAUACCGCUCUGCCCAGCCACAAAGUCUCUCUGCGGCCUUGGAGAUGAUUGCUGCCACUCCGUCCAACGGCAGUCCUCAGGAUUCGCGUCCCUCACACAGCGCGUCAGACAUGGGACACAGCACAUCGCGUUCGGACGCUGGACAUGUCCGGCGCUCCGUCUCUUCUCCCCAGCCACCAGACUCUCCACCUAAGAUGAAAAUCAACACAGAUCCGCGCCUGUUGAGCGGCGUGUCGCUAGGCGACAGCCUGCUUACCCCCGAGUCGCCGUUGAGGUUCAAGUUUAAACUCAGCAUGGACCGGAGCGUGCCCCCUACACCAACUCGACCCACUCCUGCUGCACCGCAACCGAGGAGGAGCAUCUCGAACCCGGUUGGUAUCCGUGGCAAGGAAAUCGGGAAUCCCGUACUCAAUCCAGGCGGGUUCAUCUACAUCCUCCAGCUGGUGGAUAGGAAUGGCAGGACACCAAUCCCCAUCACCAUCUACGACAAGUCUCCCCGCAGUCCAUCCCUCAACACUGGGAAAUAUCCCGUUUUACCUCACGACCUUGCUUCCGAUAUACAGCAGUUCGCAGAGUCUGAGUUUGCGCAACACUACUUUUCGACCCAUCGCACCGGUUUCAUCUUCAAGCGGAAGAUCCCCGUGGCUCAAUUGAUGACAUGGCAAAAGGGUCCAAUUGCGACGCCACUACUGAAUCUUAACCGGGCGUUGCAUAAGGACGCCGUCAAGACGUUUAGGAUCAUUCAGAGGGUAAUGGGUGACAGGGAGCGGGGCGGCAGCAUCACUCCCAUGGCUUCCGUCAAUGCGUCAGCCGUGUCGCUGCCUCAGUCUGCGGCGUCACACGUGUUGUUGGAAGAGCAACGCUGGUUGCUGGGAGAAGGACUCACUCAUGGGGAGCUCCGUGACGAGAUCUACUGUCAAGUUAUGAAGCAGCUUCACGGCAACCCUAACCCGGAGGGCAUCUUCAGAGGCUGGCAGCUGCUUUGCGUUUUGCUGGUCACCUUCCCUCCCUCAAAGAACUUUGAGGCCUACCUGCAGUCGUACUUUCAGCAAGCGACCUCCCAACACGAGGGUCGGAUCGACGUCAUGGCCAAGUACUGUCUACGACGAUUAGCGUACAUCUCAAAGAAGGGCCCUCGAGGAAAGCCACCGGGUGCUGCUGAGAUAGAGACGGCUUCGGAUGCUGCGUUCCACCCCUCCAUCUUCGGGGAAACUCUUGAUGGUGUCUACAGGUUGCAAGAGCGCAACUAUCCUGACAAAAAGGUUCCGAUAAUCCUUCCUUUCCUUGCCGAUGGUAUCCUCGCUCUUGGUGGAACAAAGUCCGAGGGCAUCUUCCGCGUCCCCGGCGACGGCGACCUCGUUUCGGACCUCAAGCUACGGAUCGACAAGGGCUACUACAGCCUUGACGGUGUCGACGACCCGCACGUUCUCGCCUCCCUCCUUAAGCUUUGGCUCCGCGAGCUAUGCGAUCCCCUCGUGCCGGACGAGAUGUACAACGAGUGCAUCACGAGCGCACACGACCCGCAGGCGUGCGUACAGAUCGUCCGGCGCCUCCCAACUAUGAACCGGCGGGUGGUGUUGUUCGUCGUCAGUUUCAUGCAACUGUUCCUUGAGGACAAGAUCCAGGCGGCGACGAAGAUGACUAGUCAGAACCUGUCGCUUGUUAUGGCCCCAAAUCUGCUUCGUUGCAACUCGGACUCGAUGGUUGUUGUCUUCACUAACUCUCAAUAUGAGCAGCAGUUUGUGCACAAUCUCCUUGUGCAUCUCAAGUGCGCCGAGAUCGAUUCUGAAUUCGUGCCCACCCACGGUCAUGGCGCCCUCUCCAUCUCAUCCUCCGCACCCCGUCCGUCCAAGGUCGGCAAACGACCGAAUCGACCGAACCACUGA
Molecule: messenger RNA, 2883 nt
Organism: Epithele typhae
Lineage: Eukaryota; Fungi; Basidiomycota; Agaricomycetes; Polyporales; Epitheliaceae
Exons: 9
Coding region: 1-2883 (960 amino acids)
Biological process (GO): signal transduction
Cellular component (GO): cytoplasm; cytoskeleton
Molecular function (GO): GTPase activator activity; protein binding
Source: RefSeq, a predicted model, not a curated record